CCUGGGCGUGCGCUCGCCUCCAGUUGAACCAGCCAUGGCUGGGGAAAUAGUCUAUGCUGAUUUAAACAUCCGUGGAGAUUCGUCCCUCACCAUCCGACCCCAACCUCCUCACCACCUCAUUUUUCAGGGCCCCUGCAGUAAAGCAGAGACCGGCGCAGGCUCCGUGGCCCCCGAGAGCGACGGGGUCACCGGGAGGAACGGAAAUGGUACAGACUGCAACUCCAGCUUGGCGUCUCACCUAAGACGGCAUCUGUGCGACUCCCCCCAGAGCAGCUCAGCAGGGCCCCCCGGCUGCAGACUCUGUCCCCCGACCUGGCUGCUGCAUGGGGACAAGUGCUACUGGCUUUCCAAGGACAGCAAAAAGUGGCACGAGAGUCGUGAGGACUGCGCGGCGAAGCGCUCUCGGAUGCUUGUGAGCCAGGACCAGCGUGAGAUGGCAUUCAUAAAAACCAUCACCGAGGGGAAAUACCCCGUUUGGAUUGGACUGCACCUGACAACCUCCACGGGAAACUGGACGUGGCUGGAUGGUUCCCUGUUGAAUCAAACAGGCUCCUAG
This is a messenger RNA of Mauremys mutica (yellowpond turtle), 556 nucleotides long. Its product is annotated as killer cell lectin-like receptor subfamily B member 1B allele C. Bases 35 to 556 code for a protein of 173 amino acids. NCBI's taxonomy places the organism in Eukaryota, Metazoa, Chordata, Testudines, Geoemydidae. The record is from RefSeq and is a predicted model, not a curated record. The transcript has 5 exons.